GACGAGCUAGUACAUUUUUACCUAUCUACUGAACUCAAACAGUAAAAGCGGAAUUGAAUUUAUGGAAAACAAAACUUUCACGUGUAGGAAAAUCUCCACUAAAUAGACUAGAUGCAAUUAGGAUAUGUAAUUGUGAAUUAUUUCCAAAUGUGUACACUUUAUUACAAAUAUUUUGUAUACUUCCGGUAUCAACGGCAUAUUAUACUAGCGGAUUAUAUACUAUUUAAAAUUUUAACGAAAGGAAAAAAUAUAAUGUAUCUGGUUCUGGGGACCAGACUGAGAAAUUCAUAUACACAAAAAUCGUAGUGGAACUAUUUACUAAGUCAAAUGGUUGGUAAUAAUUUGAAAUUUUGAAUUUUAAAGUUAGUGUUUGAACUCUUAAUACCUAACAUAUAAUUCCUUAUCACUGGACUGAACGGUAUACCCAUGGCUAAAUAACUAGGUAUGAUCUCAUUAAGACGCAUUUGCGUUCUGGGCUGCGCACGUACUAUUCUUCACGUACUAUUCACGAUUUGGCAUGGAAAGAAAUCUUAACUGGCAGUGAUUUUUAUCACCGUACUACGUCGGUCGGUAUACCUCUUAUCUAUCACUGCCAGUGGCGGCCACACCUGCGUAUCACAAAGUUGCGAUCAUACCUAGUUAUUUAGCCAUGGGUAUACCCAUUCCAUGUGACAUUAUACAACACUGUAUAAAUGGUGCACCGUGCCGCCGCCCGAACGCACCAGGUAGCGCGCUCUAGCAUGCGCGAGAAUCGACCAGUUUUCGUCCGCCGCCCUGCGCGCUACUCAAUAGACCUUGUAUAGGGCCGCAUUGCCAUAUAUCAUGCAUUUGCGGCUUCACUGUUCAGUAGAACACAUAUCAGACGUCCAUCUUGCUGUUCGCCAUUUCAAAGAAUAAAAAAGAUAUCAUUAUGGCUUGGUUGCAACUAUUUGCAAAAGGAAAUAUUGAAGAAAAAGUGUUGCCUGAAUCUGAUUUAGACUAUACUGACACAGAUCAUGAAUAUAAUUCAGAUCUAUCACAGUCUAGUCAUUAUUAUGAUGACGAUGAUGAACAGAAUAGAAGUUUUGUCAAUACUGAUCCGAACGAAUAUGACAAAGAAAAUAAAGAAUACAAUGAAUUAUCAAUAAAGGCUUUACAUAAUUCAAACACGAGUUCAGUUGAUAGUAUUACUUAUGCAAAUUCAGUGGCUGAUCUAAAAGAUUUAGAUAUGGAUAAAAUUAAGCCUUUUGAACAUUAUAAAUUUAAAGAUCCUUCUAAUAAGUCAAAUGAUUUAGAAAUUGCUGACUCUAAAGAUAAGAUUAUUAAUUCCAUUGAUUCAAACUGUACAGUUUUGAUAUCUGGUGCUACAGGAUGUGGAAAAAGUACUCAAGUUCCUCAGUAUAUUUUAGAUGACUGUAUGAGUAAAAAGAAAUAUUGUAAUAUUAUUGUUACUCAACCUAGACGUAUAGCUGCAAUUUCAGUGUCCAAGCAAGUAAAUAGAGAACGUUCUUGCAAAGAUGGAGUCUUAGUUGGAUAUCAAGUUGGGCGUAAAAAAAAUUAUAAUCCAAGCACAACAAAAAUUUUAUAUUGCACUACAGAAAUUUUGUUGUUAAAAAUUAUUAAAGCAAAAAGCCUUUCUGAAUUUUCUCAUAUUAUCUUAGAUGAAGUUCAUGAAAGAACACUUGAAAUGGAUUUUUUAUUAUUAGUUAUAAAGAAGUUACAAAAGAUAAACUCUCAAUCAACUCGUGUAAUACUUAUGUCUGCUACAGCAGAAAUUGAAAAAUUAAGAGAUUAUUUUAGUGAUUAUUAUGGACAUCCGUUUAAUAGACAUCUAGCAGCAUCAAUAGUUUCAGUCAAAAAGCCAUCCAACUAUAGUGUUGAUGUAUUAUAUUUGGAUGAUUUAUAUUUAUUGAUACCUGCUGCUCAGAGAAUGGAUUUAAGUAAAACUCAAAUAGAUGAAAAUGGAUAUGACACAGCUGUUCAAUUAGUUAAAGCAUUUGAUCAAAUGAAAGUAGAUAAUGACAACAAAAAAUCUGUAUUGAUAUUCUUACCCGGUAUUUACGAAAUUGAAGAAAUGCAUAGACGUAUGGAGGAUUUAAUGACUUUGGAAAAUCAUAAAUGGAUUCUUAUACAAUUACAUUCAUCAAUAACAAGUGAAGAACAAGACAAGAUUUUUAUACAGGCGCCAUUAAAUUAUCGCAAAAUUAUUUUGUCCACUAAUAUUGCUGAGAGUUCAAUAACUGUACCUGAUGUUUCUUUUGUGAUUGAUUUUUGUUUAAUGAAACAAUUAAAAAAUGAAAUUAGAUCCAAUUAUUCCAUGUUAAUUAUGACUUGGGCAUCAAAAAGUAAUUGUAAUCAAAGAGCUGGAAGAGUGGGUCGUGUGGCUAAUGGUUGUGUUUAUAGGUUGAUUCCUAGAAGGAUGUUUAAUAAACUUGAAGAUAAUGAAUUGCCAGAAAUGAGUCGUUGUUCUCUCAGUCGCGUAGUAUUAAUGUCUAAAUUAUUGAAUAUGGGAACACCUGAAAAACUACUUGCAAGCGCGUUGGAUGUACCAUGUUUACAAAAUAUUAUACUCACAAUUCGUACUCUUCAACAGGUAGGAGCACUAUUAUCAACAGUAAAUGGAGUAAUUUCAUCAGUGGAUGGUGAUUUAACAUAUAUGGGAAAAGUAAUGGCACAUUUGCCAUUAGAACCACCAAUGUCAAAAUUAAUUUAUUUUGGAUAUAUUUUUAAUAUUUUAAAUGAAGCGAUCAUAAUGGCAUGUGGUCUAUCAAUAAAAAGUAUAUUUAGUCAGCCUUUUAAUCAACGUUUAGAAGCUUAUACACAAAACCUAAUUUGGGCUAAUUAUUCUUGUAGUGAUCCAAUUGCAUAUAUUGGUGCAUAUCAAAGUUGGCUUGAAAGUAAGCCAGAAUUUGAUCAAAAUCCAAAUCUUGAAAAAACAUGGGCCUUGAAAAACUACAUACAACUAUCAGCAAUGCGAGAGUUAUAUGAUCUGAUUGAUGAUGUAUCUAAUCGAUUGAAUAGACAUUUUGGUAUAAUUGCAAAUUCUGGCAAAAUAAAAUGGAUUAAACCGGAAGAAAAAGAUAUAGCUUGCAAGGUUAUAUUAGCUGGGGCAUUUUAUCCUAAUUAUUUCAUACCAAAAACAAAUAAUGCAUAUAUGGAUGAACAUGAAGUACAUACAACGUUAGAAGAACACGACCCUUAUCAAACAGUUUAUUUUACUGGAUUUCCAAAAGAUCAACCUAAAGAAUUAUAUAAAGAAGCUAUUGAAUCCUUAUUUCCCAAAAAACUUGUUGGAAAACCAACUGCGUAUUUUAAUAAAUCUAAUAAAGUGUUUGUGGAAUUUCCAAUGUCAAAUAUAAAGAAUAUGGCAUAUAAUACUAAUCAAUAUGAAGAAAAACUAAAUCAAUUAGUACCAGGAAAUAUAGCCUAUGGUGUUUAUGUGGCUAUAAAAAUGCGUACAUUAAAAUUUAAUUUCAAAAUACCAUUACUGAAACCUAAUGAUGCAAAAAAAAAACUAAAAUUGAUAACUCAACAAAUGGCCGCACAGAAAAUAACUCCAAAGGAAGUAUUACCAAUUCAACGUUGUAUACUUGAAGAAACUGAAUUCAACAAUAAAGAUAUUAUCAUAACAGUAACAUAUUUUGAAUCUGUAGAUCGUUUUUGGGCUCAGCUUCUGGAUGAAAAACAUAAUAAUAUAUUAUUUAAAUUAUGGGAGCUUGUUAAUAAUGAAAUAAGUCUCAUAGAAACUAAUCCAGACAAUUUAGUGAUAGAUGAUAUUUAUAUUGUGAUGUAUCAAGAAGAAAAAUAUAGAGGAAAAUUAAUGGAGUUCCCUCGUGGUCCUAAAAAAGAAUACAAAUUUUUAUUGAUUGAUUUUGGAGAAUCCGUUCAAUUGUGCAAUGAAGACAUAUUUAACAUUAAAGACGAAUAUAUAAAAAAACAGGUUUAUAGUUUUCCAACUUUAGCUUUCCAAUGUAAAAUUGCAAAAAUACAUUCACCUAUAAAUAGACAAUUGAAUGAUGAUUGGUCUGAAGAAACUAAUAUGUAUAUUGUUGGUAAACUAUUAAAAAACGCAAAAGGAACGAUAUAUUCUAUAGUUGAUGGUGUUGUGUCAUUUGAAGAUCUAACCUUCAUAAAUGAAGAAGAAAACAUUUCAAUUUCAGAAUACUUAAUUAACAACAAAUUAGCUAUUCGUUCUGAAGAGUCUUUUGCUUCAAAGAAAGAUCAUGAAAAACGAUUAAAGAUUGUAGGAUGUGUUAACAAUGAGAUGCAUCAGAAAUCUAAUGCUGUAUGCCUUAACAUAAAAAGUCCUACAAAAGAAGAGUCAUAUACAAUUCACAAUUUAAAAGGGCCUAUAAGUCCACUUGAAAUGUCAGUAAAUGGAAUAAGUCGUAAUAGUACUUCUAAAAAUGUAAAAAUAGAAUGUAAAUCCGUUAAUUCUGUUUUAUUGGAUACUGACCCUAAGGAUUAUCAUGAGAGAUUGUUUGUUGCUGGAAAUCUAUGUUUAAAUGAAAGUAAUAAAUUAACUCUUUGGGAUACAACUAUGAUGCCAAAUAUCCCUGGAAUGCCAUCAUUUAUCUGUCUGAUGUUCUCGCCGUGCGUGGAAAUCAGAUACAAUUCUUCUUAUACUAAAAUGAUUGGAGCCAUUUGUGGUUUAGGUUAUCACCCAGAAACUGGUAAGCCAUUGUUCGAAGAAAAUGAUAUUGAGAUUACCUUUGAUACUGUUAUUGAUCUUAAUCUUUUGAAAAAGAUAAAUAUUAUAAGAAUGCUGUUGAACAGAUGCGUUAAUCCAGAGGACGAAGAAGGUCCUGGUGAUAUUUUUCAAAUACAGCAUAGCUUACAACUAUCUUUAAAAGAAAUAUUCAGCCAACCUACAAAGUUUAAAGGGCCAGAAUGCUACACAAGAAAAUAUAUGUGGUCAGAAAUUCAAAAAUUAAGAUUGCUGUCACCAUACCAAGAAAAUAGCUCAGUUAAUCACCCGAUGGCUGGUUCUGAUGUUUAUAAAUUGAUUUGGGGCACUAUUUUAUCACAAAAAAUGUCUGCUUCCGAGUGUAAAAAAUUAAUGUUUAAACUAAGCAAAAUCAAAAGAUUAGAAGAAUUCUUUAGUUACUCCAAAUAUACCAGCGCACGUUGUUCAGAACAACUUAACUGUCCAUUAUGUGAAUUGGAGUUUACUAAUGAGCUAUCCGUUAUUAUGCAUUUUGACAAUUACCAGCAUAUUGAACGUUAUAAACUAGCUAGAGAAGAAUUAUAUUUGCACUAUACGGGACCAUUUCAAGAUAUUAAUGACUUGUAAACUAAUCUAUUUUAAUAUUAUUGUUUUUUAAUGUAUAAUACAAUUUUAAGAUCA
Messenger RNA from Aphis gossypii (cotton aphid), 5326 nucleotides. RefSeq names its product probable ATP-dependent RNA helicase spindle-E. Gene Ontology annotation, molecular function: ATP binding; RNA binding. The record is from RefSeq and is a predicted model, not a curated record. The coding region runs from base 911 to 5272 and encodes 1453 amino acids. The transcript has 25 exons. NCBI's taxonomy places the organism in Eukaryota, Metazoa, Arthropoda, Insecta, Hemiptera, Aphididae. Gene Ontology annotation, cellular component: intracellular anatomical structure.